AUGGACCAAAGAUUCUGUGUGAACCUGAGCCUGGUGUCAGAGGGCUGCAGUAAUCUGAAGAAGCAGAUUCAGAUCGCCCACCUGUUUGGAGUACCUGUAGUGGUUGCUCUCAACGUCUUCAGGACCGACACCCAGGCGGAAAUCGACGUUGUGUGCCAGAUCGCCAAAGAGUCGGGCGCGUGCGCCGCCGUGCCGUGUCAUCACUGGGAGCGGGGUGGGCGGGGCUCCCUGGAGUUGGCCCAGGCGGUGAAGGAGGCGGCCAGCAGUCCCAGCCACUUCCGCUUCCUCUACGACCUGCAGACGCCCAUAGUGGAGAAGAUCAGGAUGAUAGCCCAGAAGGUGUACGGGGCUGAUGACAUUGAGCUGUCCCCAGAGGCCCAGGCCAAGAUACACUACUACACCCAGAAGGGCUUCAGCACACUGCCCAUCUGCAUGGCCAAGACCCACCUGUCCCUCUCCCACAUGCCCGACAAGAAGGGCGUGCCCACCGGCUUCACUCUGCCAAUCAGAGACGUCCGUGCCAGCAUCGGGGCGGGGUUCAUCUACCCCCUGGUGGGCACGAUGAGCACCAUGCCAGGCCUGCCCACGCGCCCCUGCUUCUAUGACAUCGACCUUGACCCUGUCACCGAGGAAAUCACCGGGCUGUUCUGAGCACGCUCCAAUCUCAACAGGGGGCGUGGCUGCAGGAUCAAGCCUCUUCUGGCUCCAUCCCUGGUCUGACCUCCGCCGACACAGGAAGGAGUCUCAAGGCACACUUUAAUACUGGUGGCAUCAUUUUGCACAUCAUCCUUGUCAAGCCAAGCCAGACCUCUCAAGCAGGGUCUUUUUUAAUUUGUCUUAAAACGAUUUCAGUAGUUUUAGUUGAAAAGGAACGUAUUUUAAGUUACUUUUAUCAAAUUAAGCCAUAAAGUUGUUUGUUUGAGAUUCUAUAGCUGCUGAUUUUUUUUUUAUACACCUGUGUCCUAACUUUAUUUUACUUAUGCAGUAUUUCUGAACCAGAUUCAGAAAGUAUUAUGCGCACAAGCUCUUUUUAAUGUAGCCUAACAUUUCCAAACCAAAGAAAAUCCUGCUGACCGUGUGAAUCUCUGAUUGUGUGAGUCCUAACUGCGUGACUUUAUAUAGAACAUUUUCAGCCUUAAUAAAAGUUUCAAUAAAUGCCA
Messenger RNA from Hypomesus transpacificus, 1160 nucleotides. It is a transcript of the gene mthfd1l, whose product is annotated as methylenetetrahydrofolate dehydrogenase (NADP+ dependent) 1 like. The record is from RefSeq and is a predicted model, not a curated record. NCBI's taxonomy places the organism in Eukaryota, Metazoa, Chordata, Actinopteri, Osmeriformes, Osmeridae. The transcript is spliced from 7 exons. Bases 1 to 651 code for a protein of 216 amino acids. Gene Ontology annotation, molecular function: formate-tetrahydrofolate ligase activity; ATP binding.